Perca flavescens (yellow perch) is the source of this 2324-nucleotide messenger RNA. It is a transcript of the gene ttl, whose product is annotated as tubulin tyrosine ligase. The record is from RefSeq and is a predicted model, not a curated record. The coding region runs from base 624 to 1853 and encodes 409 amino acids. Lineage: Eukaryota; Metazoa; Chordata; Actinopteri; Perciformes; Percidae. Gene Ontology annotation, molecular function: tubulin-tyrosine ligase activity. Gene Ontology annotation, cellular component: spindle microtubule. The transcript is spliced from 7 exons. Gene Ontology annotation, biological process: microtubule cytoskeleton organization; protein modification process.
CGUGGAGUUUUUUUGUUUAUGCUGUCGACACUGGAUGACAGCGACUGCUGCUGAGAGCUUCAGAUCAUACGCCGCCGUGGGAAAAUAUGCUGCGUUUGUGUAGCUAACUAACGUUAGGUAGUUUGUUCACGUUUCGCACUAUUUAUUAUUAAAGUAUUUGUCUUUGAGGAAAGAUCACAGGAAAAGUUUCCCGAAUAGCUGUUCAUAGCGGUAGCAGUCCGUUAGCUAAAGCUAAACCGGAGACGGGAUCUUAAUUAAUCCAGACGGGACCAACCACAGGAGCCGGGUAGCAGCAGUCAGUCACACCCUUGUCUGGGGUUAGUGAAGGAACCCUGUAUGCGCAGCAAUCUUAAAUUUCUACCCGUCACAUGUUACGAUGUUGUUUUUUUACGAAUAAAUGUUAGCUUCACACUGAAUUUGGAGCUUCGGACCAAUAUUGUGAGUUAACUGGGAAGUGUGGACUGGAUAUGACUGACUCAUCAUCAUGGCACGGACAGAAGAGAUAACCCUGAACAGUCCGUCUGCUGCAGUGCCAACCAGACAGCCUCGUAACUAGCUAGACAACUAAGUUACACAUUUGAUCGUUUCUAUUAUAUAUUUCACUUCGCGGUGAACGUGGCAUUAUGAAUACCCCGAUGUACACGUUUGUUUCCCGUGACGACAACAGCACGGUUUAUGCAGAAGUUUCCAAAAUCCUCCUCUCAACUGGACAAUGGAAGAGGCUGAAAAAAGACAAUCCCAGAUUCAACUUAAUGCUUGGGGAACGGAACAGACUGCCCUUUGGACGUCUGGGCCACGAACCAGGACUGGUUCAGCUGGUGAAUUACUACAGAGGAGCAGACAAGCUCUGCAGGAAGGCAUCAUUGGUCAAGCUAAUAAAGACCAGUCCGGAGCUGUCCGACUCCAGUAACUGGUUUCCAGAAUCCUACAUCAUCUAUCCUACCAACCUCAACACCCCUGUUGCUCCAGCUACAAAUGGCAUUAGCCAUCUGAAGAACAAUCCCAAGACGGAUGAGCGAGAAGUUUUCUUGGCCUCCUAUCACUCUAAAAAAGAAAGUGGGGAGGGCACAGUGUGGAUAGCCAAGUCUUCUGCCGGAGCUAAGGGUGCUGGUAUUUUGAUAUCCCAUGAUGCUAAUCAGCUGCUGGAGUACAUUGAUAAUCAGGGACAGGUUCAUGUUAUUCAGAAGUACCUGGAGAAACCUCUGCUUCUGGAGCCGGGACAUCGGAAGUUUGACAUCAGGAGCUGGGUGCUAGUGGACCAUCACUACAACAUCUAUUUAUACCGGGAGGGUGUGCUGCGGACGUCCUCAGAGCCCUACAACAGCUCUGACCUGCAGGACAUGACCAGCCACCUGACCAACCACUGCAUCCAGAAGGAGCACUCCCAGAACUACGGCCGAUACGAGGAGGGGAAUGAGAUCUUCUUUGAUGAGUUCAGGCUGUACCUGCUGAACACUCACAAUGUCACCCUGGAGACCAACAUAUUACCUCAGAUCAAGCACAUCAUAAAGAGCUGUCUGACAUGUAUCGAGCCGACAAUCAGCACCAAGCACCUGUCUUACCAGAGCUUCCAACUAUUUGGAUUUGAUUUCAUGGUGGACGAGAGCUUCAAAGUCUGGCUCAUUGAGAUCAAUGGAGCUCCAGCCUGUGCACAGAAACUAUAUCCAGAGCUGUGUCAAGGUAUCGUGGACGUGGCCGUUUCCAGCGUCUUCACCAUGAACAGCGGCGGUGACUGCCCAUCUGCUUCCUCUUCACCUUAUUCGUCCUCACCAUCCUCCACGUUCAGCACCAACUCCUGCUCCUCUCCCAAACUGAGAGGGCCUCUUCACGUGGGCCCUUUCACUCGGCUGUAAGCACACGUGAAUAUUCCCCUCGUCUCCUCCGUACACGCUUCUUUCAUGCUCUGUCCUCACUCCUCAACUCUAGCUGAGAAGCAGCACAUGGCAGCGAGCCCAGCCUUUAAUUGUACCUUGCCUGUCACGCCUGAAGGGAGUCUUUCUUUCUAUGGAGAUCACGGAGCGGCAGAAAUGAUCUCUGCUCUCCCGGUUUUGCAUAUUAUAAUGAAUGUGAGGAUGGGGACGAAUGGAUCAACAAACUUUUCCGGGAGUUUCUGAGUGAGGACAGACGCCCUUCCAUCUCAGUCCCACCACCAGUUUCUCCACAAGCAGAUUAAUGGAGGACUGAAGGAUGCAGAGACGCUCAAACUGAGACUGUAGUGCCUUACAUUUCCAGCCACGCUCUCUUAAAAAAAGACUGCCAGUUAGCUUGCUCUGUCUCUGUGGCUUGUACUUGUUCUAUACACCUUUGCACUGUUGCUCAGUAAA